Messenger RNA from Falco peregrinus (peregrine falcon), 1105 nucleotides. It is a transcript of the gene APLN, whose product is annotated as apelin. The transcript has 3 exons. The record is from RefSeq and is a predicted model, not a curated record. The coding region runs from base 74 to 301 and encodes 75 amino acids. Gene Ontology annotation, molecular function: hormone activity; apelin receptor binding. Lineage: Eukaryota; Metazoa; Chordata; Aves; Falconiformes; Falconidae. Gene Ontology annotation, biological process: signal transduction.
GCCGGGCCGGGCUCUCACCGCCUACAAAUGCGGCUCCCCCGCAGCGGGGCCGCCGCUCCCGCCGCCCCCCAGCAUGGCCGCGCCGCGCUGGCUCCUGGCGCUGCUGCUGCUCUGGCUCGCCCUGGCCGCUGCGGGGCCACUGGGCCAGGUGCCGAAUGGGAAGGAUGCGGAGAAUGGCCUCAUCCAAACCCUGGUGCAGCCGCGGGGUGCGCGGCGUGGGGCUGGGCACCGGCCGGGCGGCUGGCGGAGGUACCGGCGGCCCCGGCCCCGGCUUUCCCACAAGGGCCCCAUGCCCUUCUGAGACAGGGUUGCCACCAGCCUUCCAGGGUCGAGGCUGCCAUCACCCACCCUGUGUCCUAGCCUGCUCCACUCGAAUCCUGACCCCGAGCAUGGGGUUCUAGCUGUGAGCCUUCAGCUGGCGUCGCCUCUUCCCUGCAGCCAUCCCUGGUGGUCCCGGCACCAUGUCUGGCACCGUGGGUGCCUCCUGCCUCCCCUCACCACCUCCUGGGGCUGGCUGGGAGUGGGUCACCUGUAUAGGUUGUGGUGAGGCUGAGUGCUGCUGCAAUGCCCCUGUCCCGGUGGGUGCGGGGCUUCCCUGGGCAUUGGCUUGCUGGGACCUGUGGGAUUUGUGCAAAGCACUUUGUAAGGCAGAGGAGCUUCUCUUCAGGGGUCUGUGAGCUCCCCUGGGGCUUCUGCCCCAUCCCUGCCAGUUGGCUGCAUGCUGGGGUGAGCACACAGCCUGUACGGAGGUGGGGGUGUUUAUUCCCAUGAUGCUAAUCCCACACCCUGCGUGAGCUGCCCUCCCUGACAAGUGUGGGGAGCCUUCCCACCGGCGGACCCACCUCCUGGGGACCCCUGAUAAUGUGGGGUGCCCACCCAGGACAUAGCAUUGGAGCUGUGGGUCCCUCUGCCUGCUCCACGCCACGCGACAGCAGGAGAAUGGGAGGGGGCACUGGGGUCUCUGUGUUAAACACUGAUGUAUGCCAAAGGGGGGGGGCUCUUGCUCUGAGUGCCGCUGGGUCCUGUUGACCAUGUCUCUCAUGUCUGUGAAGAUUUAUUCUGUGUAAAUACAUCUUUAUAAUAAAGAGUUAUGAUGCCAGUAAAC